GAAGAAGACAACGGUAUGAGGGGGCAAAAAACGAAGUUUUAGACCACAAAUGGUUACUUUAAAUUGAAUUAUUUCCUUAAAAGAGUUUUAAAAAUUAAUGCCUGUAAGUAAAUGUGACGUGUGACACCUGUAGGGUGUUGUUCUGCCAUUAAGGCUCCUUUAAAUAGGAGUGGGCGGGGCUGCCCAGCAGAGCCAGAUUCUUGUGGGUGGCCAGGGUGACUGUUGGACUGUUUGUGCAGCAGCUGUGAGCCAUUAGGGUAAAUUUGUUUUUUUGUAAUCAUGUUUGUUUUUUAUUGUCUUUUAAAUAUUUUUAAUUUAUUUAUUUUAUCACAGGGCUACAGUAUCUGAAGGCAGACCUACAGGGUAAAUGACUGGGUGUGGGUGCUCGAUACCACAGUGAGAUUCCAAUGGCGAUGGCUGAUGAUGAUGAUGGAGGGGCAGGCUGAAGACAGUUUAAACACCCAGGUAUCAGCGUGGAGGGUGAGCGAUCAUCAACAGCACCACAGAUGGGGGUUUGCAAUAAGUAAAGUUAGCUGAAAUCUGAGACAAAUUAAACCAACGGUUUUAAAAUUCUUCAUCAUCUAACUUGUUUAGAGGCGGAUCAUCAUUAAUGCUGCAGAAGCUCCUCAUCUACACCUCUAGUCCUCAUCUUCUGACCCAUCCUCCAGAUCAGCAGCCAUGAUGAGGAACAUGUCAAAGGAUCCCUCCUCCAGAAAUGCAGAGAGAAGGAAGCCACAGGCCAAUAAAAAUCAACGACCUAAACAAAAAAGAGCUGGAAGGUGAAGCCCUUGAGUCGGCGUGGGCGACGUUAAACCCCCUCACUAUGCGUGCCGAAGUGGCUUCACGCCUGUUCCACAUAUACUAACUGCUACAUCAAGGACACCUGAUGGCCCCCCACCUCACUGCCUCAGUGCUCAGCGUGCCCCUCACCCUCUGUUGUGAUGAAGACCGCCAGCCGCACCCAGUCCUGCAGCAGUCCCUCCCUGGUCCAGAUGAGGCGCUACACUCACGAGGUCUAUCCCUACCUGUUUCCAUCAGUCAUCAGCUCCCUGCCCCAGCUGCGUCCCCCCUCACCUCAAAGAUCACAAGUUCAGCAGCCGUGCAGCAGCAGCAGCAACACACCGUCACCAGCCGCCAUCGAAACCCACAGCACCAGUUCUGAGGAGCUGGUCCCCAGCCCGCCGUCCCCACCGCCGCCUCCCCGGGUUUACAAGCCCUGCUUCGUCUGCCAGGACAAGUCCUCGGGAUACCACUAUGGUGUCAGUGCAUGUGAGGGCUGCAAGGGCUUUUUCCGCCGAAGCAUCCAGAAGAACAUGGUUUACACGUGUCACCGGGACAAGAACUGCAUCAUCAACAAGGUGACCAGGAACCGCUGUCAGUACUGCCGCCUGCAGAAGUGCUUCGCAGUGGGAAUGUCCAAAGAGUCUGUUCGGAAUGACCGCAAUAAGAAGAAGAAGGAGAGUCCGAAGCCGGAUCUUGCUGAGAGCUACGAGCUGUCGGCCGAGCAGGAGACCAUCAUCGAAAAGAUCCGUAAGGCCCAUCAGGAAACCUUCCCAUCCCUCUGCCAGCUGGGCAAAUACACCACGAACUCGAGCGCAGAUCACCGAGUCAGACUUGACCUGGGCCUGUGGGACAAGUUCAGCGAGCUGGCCACCAAGUGCAUUAUCAAGAUCGUGGAGUUUGCCAAACGAGUGCCUGGCUUCACGGCGCUGACCAUCGCCGAUCAGAUCACGCUCCUGAAGGCCGCCUGUCUCGACAUAUUGAUCCUCCGCAUCUGUACGAGGUACACCCCCGACCAGGACACCAUGACCUUCUCCGACGGACUCACCCUCAACCGCACACAGAUGCACAACGCCGGCUUCGGCCCCCUGACCGACCUGGUUUUCACUUUCGCCAACCAGCUGCUGCCCAUGGAGAUGGACGACACGGAGACGGGCCUCCUCAGCGCCAUCUGUCUCAUCUCGGGAGACCGUCAAGACCUGGAGGAACCCUCCAAGGUGGACCAGCUUCAGGAGCCGCUUCUGGAAGCUCUGAAGAUCUACGUGAGGAAGCGGCGACCGAGCAAACCUCAUAUGUUCCCCAAAACCCUGAUGAAGAUCACAGACCUGCGCAGCAUCAGUGCAAAAGGAGCAGAACGUGUCAUCUCGUUGAAGAUGGAGAUUCCAGGCUCCAUGCCCCCCCUCAUCCAGGAGAUGCUGGAGAACUCGGAUGGUCAGGACGGCCAGAGCAGCGGCAACACUUCCACCAAGGCCGGUGCCGCCCCCAGCAGUACAGACAGUCCCCCUAAGGCCUCUGAUGCACCAGAGUCACCAGAGUCCUUGGACAAUGAGGGGGGCGCCGCAACAUCAUCCAGUGAUGAACCCUAAGGGGAAGUUAAAAAAACAAAGACAAGACAAAAAACGCUGUAUCGUCCCAACUCUCAAAACUAAUGCAAACUAAAAAUUCUGUUUUUUUUUUUUUCAUUCUCUGUGGAUCGUUCUGGAGGAUAAGCUCUGAGUGAAUCUUUCUGGACUGAGUUUAUGUUGUGGGGAGUCACUGUAAAACAGGACAAGGGGGCGUGGCCCUUAAAAAACCACCAGGGAUAUGAAGCUCAUCUGGUUUCUGUGUAAAUUCUAACCUGCAUGAGGUCAUCCGCUGUACAUACCAUGGAGAGCUUCUUCUGUUCUUUUCAUGCAUUCAGAGGGCUGUUUUACAGUCCUAAAGGUCAGGCAGGCGUCAAGGUUGAAAACAGGCUGUUAGCAGUCUGGAAAUAACACGAGACUGACUGACUGAAAACCAGUUUAUAACAGUCAAAGAAACAGGCUGAUGGCAGGUGGAAAGCACUCUGAAAACAAGUUUAUAGCGGUCUGACAGUCUGGAAGCAGACUAGUAUUAGACUGACAGACUGAAAAUAGCUUUAUAACAGUCAGAAAACAGGCUGACGGCCGGCAGACAGCCUGAAAACAAGCAGAUGGCAGGUGGAAAACAGUCUAAAAACAAGCUGAUAGCAGGCUGACGUAUAGAAACAGGCUGAAAAUAGCCUGGAGACAGACUAAUAUUAGACUGACAGACUGAAAACAGUCCAAUAACAGUAAGAAAAAAGGCUGAUGGCAGUCGGACAGUCUAAAAGCUUGUAGCAGUAGCAGUCUACAAGCUGAUGGCAGGUUUAAAACAGGCAUACAGUCGGCUGAAAACAGUCAGGAAACAAGUUUAUAGCAGUUUAAGAGUCUGGAAAUGUGUUUAUAACAGUCAGAAAACAGACUGAUGCCAGGAUGACAGUCUUAAAAACUCACGAUAACAAUCUGAAAACAGGUUAAUAUAGUCUGGCAGACUGAAAACAGUCAGAAAACAGGGUGACAGCAGCCUGACAGUCAGGCUUAGAGAUGGCUGAAAACAGUCGGAAAACAGACUCAUGGCAGGCUGAGAGUCUGACGAUAUCAAUCUGAAAACAGGUCAACAUUAGACUGACAAGCAGAAAUCAGCCGGUCGGUAGACUAACAGCUGCUUGAUAAUAGUCCAAUUUUAGGCUGAUUUAAGCGGAUACUUCAGUCUAAGACUGUAAGCAGACAAAAACAGGAAGAUAGCGUUUAAGAAACAGGCUGUCUGAUUGUCUGAAAAGGGCUGAAAACAGUCCUGCAGGUGCUCUUUUGAAUGUUGUUGCUCACAGACAUCAUGAAGGUAACUUUUUGUUUUUUCUUAUUUUUAUAGCGUCUCUGACUCGUUUACAUUCCUUCAGGCUCUCGUCUAACUCCGCCCUCCCAGCAGACAUGAUCAAAAAAUACUGAAAGUUAAUUUUUCUGAGGCCGAACUGAAAAUAAAAGGAGACUUUUUAAAUGUUAGCCUUUAGAAACCAUUCGGGAGAUUAUCAGUCUUCAUCAAGUUCAGUCUGACUCUGUUUUAGUGAGUUACUGUUUCAGCCUUAUGACUCCACCCACUCCAUCGCCAUCGCCAAUGCAGCGCAGACUACAAAAUGUUAGCAUGAGGAGGACACAGCAGCCUGCCGUGAACCUCCUCCCAGACCAUGCAGGGUCUUAAUGCACACUCCUUCAUCACUCCCCUAUUAGUCCUCGUCAAGGGGGCGGGGACUCCGAGGUGAUGCUGCGGCGUGUAUGCAUGCAUGCUGCAAUAAACUCGAAUGUGUGUUGAUGCGAAGAAUCAGGAACCAAGACUUGGGCAGAAGGUCCUGCAGAGAACAGCUUUUGUAGUGUUAGCUUCAGCUACAACAAAAAACCAAUACUGCCACCUAGAGUUUGGAGGAGAGACUGAGAGCAGAACUGUGCACAGAACAUUCCAGAUUGUAGCUGCUAGAGCCCUCCUCACGUGCACCAGAUCACACUUUUGGCUCCGUUACCGAUUGGAAAAGUGGCAUUUCUUCUACGCCGUUUAUGCUAAUAUUUGCCGAAUUCAAGUAGGGAGUGUCUGUUGGACAGAACUCUCAUAUGCUUUGUAAGAAAAGUCUAAAAUCUUUGCUUCUCUAUUGUUGCUGAUUUCUGCACUAAAUCUAUUUUAGAUUUCCCUUUUGCUAAAUUUCUGAUAUAUAUAUUUCCGGGUGUUAGUGAACCGUAUUUACCGAACAUUUGAAUGGUGCCUGAUCUCAGUCUGUGUACAUUUUUUUUCGUUAGAGGCAGACGCUGCUAACAAACGCCACCUCGAGCUAGCGCUCUUCUGUUCAACCGGUGGAGGGGGCCCGUGCAGGAGCAUGUAAAAGACGACGCUUGUUGCUAAUUCUACAAAGAACGGCGCAGAAACCACGUGACCAUGAAUGUAAGAGUUGCUCUGUGCCUGCAGGAACAGCAGGGGGCAGCGCCGCCACCGUCAGGUGUUCCCAGUGAACAUCAGUGUCUUCAGACUCCGCCUCCACCACCUCAGCAGUCAAAUGCAGUGUUGUACAGUUGUGUAAAUCUGGAGGAGGGCAGCUGUGCACUUAUCAUAUCAGCUACCGCUGCCCAUCCCCCCUCCUCCAUGGACUCUGCCUGUGUUUCAAAAAUGUCUGUUUGUAUCCUAACAUUUGCUUUUUAUGGUCAUGUGCUCUUUAACAUGAGCUGUCCUCUUAAAGUAAUAAAGUAUAUUUAUUUUAA
Molecule: messenger RNA, 5057 nt
Organism: Oryzias melastigma (Indian medaka)
Lineage: Eukaryota; Metazoa; Chordata; Actinopteri; Beloniformes; Adrianichthyidae
Product: retinoic acid receptor beta
Exons: 11
Coding region: 942-2366 (474 amino acids)
Biological process (GO): retinoic acid receptor signaling pathway; regulation of transcription by RNA polymerase II; cellular response to corticotropin-releasing hormone stimulus
Cellular component (GO): transcription regulator complex; nucleus
Molecular function (GO): RNA polymerase II cis-regulatory region sequence-specific DNA binding; zinc ion binding; nuclear receptor activity
Source: RefSeq, a predicted model, not a curated record